Messenger RNA from Spodoptera littoralis (African cotton leafworm), 291 nucleotides. Lineage: Eukaryota; Metazoa; Arthropoda; Insecta; Lepidoptera; Noctuidae. The record is from the annotation of a GenBank genome assembly.
AUGAAACCGCGUCCGAAACCGCGCCUGAGCCCGUGCCCGAAACCGCGUCCGAUAUCGUGCCCAAAACUGCGCCCGAAACCGCGUCCUAUUCCGUGUCCGAGACCGCGUACGAAACCGUGUCCGAAACCGCGCAUGAAACCGCGUCCGAAACCGCGCCUGAGCCCGCGCCCUAAACCGCGUCCGAUAUCGUGCCCGAAACUGCGCCCGAAACCGCGUCCUAUAACGCGUCCGAGACCGUGCACGAAACUGCACCCGAAACCGUGCCCGACAACCAUCCACAAUGAUGAAUAA